CUACGACCCUACCGCCCCCCGCCGUCCGAAAUUCGCGCCCCCCUCGUGGCCGUCCGGUCCGGUCUGCGUUCGGCAGCGUUUUCGGAAAGGUUCCGCGUAGAGGAAAAUAAAAUCCCCACCGCUCGCCGUUCUCGCCCCGUCCACCCCGCACUCCUAAGCCCUAGGCCGCCGCCGCCGCCACCGCCACCUCUAUCGCGCCGACGGGCCACCCUCCACCUUCCUCUACGUCUCUCCCUAGGUCGCGCCCUAUUCCCUCCCUGGACGCAGCCCAAUAAAAGCUCUGCUCGACCCUUGGCGGCGGCCAGUGAGGCGACGGCGCCGCCCCUCGUUCCACGCGACUCCCCGCACCCUCGCCAGGCUCGGUCCUAGUUAGAAACCAGGAUACAAUCGACGUGGGCGUAUCCAACUCGACGUGCUUCCGUGCUCAUUGGCGGCGAAACCCCGGGAGGGGGAGAGCGAAUCGCCCGCGGCGAUGGCGGCGGCUGCCGAGGAGGCGGAGUGCUCCGCCGCCGCCGAAGAGCGGCCGCGCGAGCCCUUCGCCCGCGGCGGCCCGGUGUUCAUCCCCUACAUGGUGGGCCCUGUCUGCACCGUCCCCGAGUUCAUCUCCUCCACCCUCCGCGAGGUUCAGUCCCUGCGUGACGAAUUGGGCGACCCGGGGGACGAAUUCGUUGACGAGCUCUGCGUCGAUGACCUGAGGGUGCUCUCUGAGGAGGAGCUUGUGGAGCGCGCUCUCCGGGAGGCCAUGGAGGAGGGCUGGGACUGUGGCGCUCUAUCACAAUCAGCAGAUCAAAGUUCUGGCGCUCCAUCACAGCCAUUGGAUCAAAGGUUAGAUGGGGGCACAUGCAGAAUGUCAGCGAGUUCCACCCCUGGAAAUGAGACUGUCACCUCAAGUGCAUCAGCUGAAACACAAAGUUCAGUAUCAGCUCCCGGUGAUAUGGCAAUUGGACUGCAUGAACCAGAAGGCAGCAAUGGGAAAACAAGAGGUGGAAAGAGGAAAACCAGAGAGAGGAAUGGAAACAAUGGUGCCCUCACCUCAGAUUCAACAGCUGAAAGAGAGACAUCUGGAUCACCUGUUGAGUUGGCGAUUGUACCACAUGAACCAGAAGGGAGCAAGGGGAAACCCAGAGGCAGAAAGGGUAAAAAUGGAACCUCUUCAACUCCAUCAAUUGAAAGUGAAACACCUGUAUUGCCUAGUGAGGAUAUGUCAGUUGUUCCUCAUGAUCCAGAAGGCACAGAUGGGCAAACAGAACGUAAAAAGGGCAAAAAGAGAGGCAGGCAUUUUGAUCGGGAAGUUCGAGCGCAUAUUUUACAGGGAAGCUAUCUUACUAAAGCAGAGAAGAUGGCAGAGAUCAUGCUAAAACAAGAAGAUGACAAACGGGCAGCAAGGCUGCACUCAUUCAGUGGUGAUUCUGUGAUGUCCAAAGGCUCUAAGGCAUCAGCGGAGAAAAUUGACUUGGCAAAAUCUCUUAAAUACAACGGUGCCCACAGUGCCCCUUGGAAGAACAAAGCUUCGAAAUCUGACGAACACAUACCUAUAGUUUAUCCAGAAGCAAUUCUUUGUGUUGAAAUUUAUGAGCGCAGGCAUGGCUCUGUGAAAAAUCAGGAAUUUCUUGUUUUGGGGAGCCAGCUCCUCACAGAUCUGAAGGACAAUAUUUACUGUUCGACUAAUAAGUUGAUGGAGUUGAACAAGCUACAUAAUCAUUCUGGCUUUUUUCUUAUUGAGGACACGUUCUACAAUGACACGAGACAUUAUUCUGCGGUUGAUUACAGUAAACCUAUAGUUGACUGGCUUGACAAUUCCAGUGAUGAGGUGGCAGAGAAGUGGGACGCCAUUAGUUCUGGCGUGUUAAAGAAACGACAAAAGGACUUAUUGAAGGGCUUGAAUAUUUCGAAUGUGCCCGAGUUUAAAUCUGCGGACAUGCAAAGUACCUACUUUUCAGACCUGCACUUCCGGCUUGGUGCUGGGUACCUCUACUGCCACCAGGGGAACUGCAAGCACACGUUCGUGAUUAGAGACAUGAGGCUGAUCCACCCGGAGGACACCCAGAACCAAGCGGAGUACCCUCUCAUGACGUUCCACAUGCAGAGGCGUUUCCAGAAGUGUUCAGUGUGCCAGAUCUACCUCGCCACGAAGAUGACGGUGGACGAUAAAUGGGCUCCCAAUAAUCCCUGCUAUUUCUGCAAGCAGUGCUACUACCUCCUCCACUACAAGGAGGACGACUCGCUGUUAUACCAUCAUACCGUGUAUGAUUACUUCCAAGAGUAGAAGGUUUCUUUUCUUUUCCAUACCGAAAGCCAUGAAGGCCUGGCUUUUACCGCUGGUUCUCUCUUUGUGUACAGUAUAUUCAAUUUUGAAGGUUUUAUAGGGAAUUUAUUUUUGAAGGGUUUGAUGUGUAUUUUUUGGCUGCAUACGUUUUUGAAUUUUGAAGGUCACUGGGUGUGUAAAUAUAUGAACCGCCUUUUCCAAA
This is a messenger RNA of Aegilops tauschii subsp. strangulata, 2468 nucleotides long. RefSeq names its product snRNA-activating protein complex subunit. Gene Ontology annotation, molecular function: RNA polymerase II cis-regulatory region sequence-specific DNA binding; RNA polymerase III type 3 promoter sequence-specific DNA binding; core promoter sequence-specific DNA binding. Gene Ontology annotation, cellular component: snRNA-activating protein complex. Lineage: Eukaryota; Viridiplantae; Streptophyta; Magnoliopsida; Poales; Poaceae. The record is from RefSeq and is a predicted model, not a curated record. Gene Ontology annotation, biological process: snRNA transcription by RNA polymerase III; snRNA transcription by RNA polymerase II.